Messenger RNA from Danio aesculapii, 1987 nucleotides. RefSeq names its product fibrinogen silencer-binding protein (gene fsbp). Lineage: Eukaryota; Metazoa; Chordata; Actinopteri; Cypriniformes; Danionidae. The transcript has 2 exons. The record is from RefSeq and is a predicted model, not a curated record. Bases 757 to 1740 code for a protein of 327 amino acids.
AAAGAAUUCAGCGAGUGCUUGAGAUGAACAAACUGCGCCUCUGUCGCCCUCCUUUAACUUCGGCUUUAACUGAAACUAACCAAUCAGGGCGCUGAGUUCGCUUGAUUGACAGGCGCUAUAUGUGCGAUGCGAUCAGCCGCGCACAGAUUCAAGGCAAAGCAGAGCUGCUUACUACAAGCUGUUGAGCAUUUGUCAGCAACUGGUGUCUCAAAAGAAGUUCUCUCUCUCCCUCUCACACAAACUGUCUUUCGAGACGCGUAUAAUGCGCGAGCUCGUUAAGCGUCAGUUUAAUGUUUCCCUCUUGCGCUUCAGCGGGCGCGCGAACUCGCUCUCUGCUGUCAAAACACGCGGCUGAAACAUAACGCGCUCAAAACACGCACUAAGUCGUUCGCCGUUAAAAAAUUCAACACAUGUCGCCGCUAUGAGCGGCACAACAGAGCUCCGCUGUGUUUCUAGACUAAUGUAGUCGGGUUUGUUAUGUAGGUCAGGCCAGGCUUAAGCAGCUUUACUGAACCUGCGUCAGCUUAAGCUAAAAGGAAUUCCAGCAAAGCCCUCCCCGGGUAGGCGUGGGCCUAAUCGAGGCUGGCCUAGUUAAGCCUGAUUCUUUUUCUUACGUCUGUGCGCUUGAGAGCCAGUUUGUGCAUGUGUGUGUUGUUUAACUGAGACAAGCAGUGCAGCAGCCUGCGCACAUAAGUGAACAGAGAAAAGAGGAGAAGGAGAUCAAACCUAGAGCACUGAGACCAGCCUAAAAGCAGGAUGUCUACCUUAUUCAUGACAAACAGCAUGGUUGGCAAGGCUCGCUCCUCUAACUUCACCCUGUCUGAGAAACUGGAUCUUCUGCGGCUGGUCCAACCUCACAUAAGAAUUCUAGAGGAGCACACCAACAAACACGCUGUAAUCGUGGAUAAGAACCGGUGCUGGGACAGCAUAGCAGAACGCUAUAAUGGUUUUGGAGGCGAGAGGCCCCCCAGAACGGCCCAGGGCCUUCGGACCCUCUAUAAACGACUUAAAGAAAGUGCCAAGCAGGAAGUUCUUCAGCGAAGCCACGCCCAGCCUGAGUACCGGGGCAGCAUCUCGGAGCCAACCAAGCGCAUCUUGGAAAUGAUUCCUCAGCUGUUUCACGUAGGGGACAAAGAGCCCAGCACACUCCACAGGCUUCAGUUCAAAAGAAACUCGCCAGUAGAGCAGCCGGGCAGCAGUCUGUCCAUCCCAGCGCUGUCCGACUAUCCUCCAGUCACAGCUGUGCGGGUGGAGACUGAGGAUGUGAAACCGCCUCCGGAUAUCCACCUGAUAACAUCCCAUGGAUCACCCAUCACCAUCGCCACCCCGAGCAGCCAAGCCCACCACGGCCAGAACGAAAGAGACAGUGAAGUAGUGGAAGACGAGGUAGAUGAGGAGGAAGAGGAAUUGGCCUCCCAUGUUUAUGCUGCCUCUCUUUCUCCGUGCCCGUCCUCCGUACACCUGCCACCCUCACCGCUGGCACACGGGCACAGGAGGAGCGCAUAUCAGCGGGCGAGGACAGCAUUCAAGGACCCUGCUUUUGAGGCAGAGGCUUUACAGAUGAUGCGAGAGGAGCACGAGUUGCUUCUGGCCAAUCAUAGGAAGCUUGGUUUAUAUAUAGAGGAGAAGAGGGAGGGGCUUAAAAGAAAGCAGCAGCUGGAGGAGGAGCUACUCCGGUCAAGAGUUAAAGUGGAGAAACUGAGAGCUGCCAGGCUGCGGCAAGGAUUGCCAUUGAUGUGAUUUUGUACACUGACUAACUUUUGAAAGUACAUCAUAAAGGGAGCCUUGUAAUGUUAAUUUAAAAUGCCGUUUGUACAGUUGUUUCUUGUUUGUACAGUUUUUUUUAAAGUUCAAUAUGAGGAUUGUUUGUGAUAUUUGUAGCAGAAGUGUAUGUUUUUAAUCUGUGGAUGAGAGAAUUCAGUUAGAUUUUAUAUGUGUUUGCUAAUAAAUUCAUAAAUGCUUUAACUUCUGUAGUUUGAGACUGACU